AUGUGCGUCUUGAAGAUCACCAUCCAAGCUCUUUUCAGUUGGGGGCAACUGACCCUGCCCCUUCCAUUCCUGGGGCUUCAGAUGGAUGACUGCCCAGUCGAAGGCGUCGCUUAUCACAGAGAUGACUUGACUGAAGGAGCUCUGAUUCUGACAAACUACCGGAAGAGCUCAGUUCAUCUGAAGCCACCCUUUUACACGGUGAUUGCCUUUUUUGUUGCAAAGGCCUGUCUUCUGGAAUCAGACGGUGAGUCGGAAACCUACUUCCUACCUUGGCAAGAUGGCCGCUAUGACGAGGAGGCUAGCCAAUGUAGGACUCUGAACCUUGGAAGCCUAUUCGACCGGAGCAGUCACAUGGACUACCCCGAGGCAGGCUGGGGAGACCAAGAUGUCAACAAAGACUCACAUGAUCACGAAGGUAUCGUCCCAUUUGCCGAAACAGGACACGUGAUCUCUCCUGAAGGAUUGUGGGAAGGAGAAGGUCAGCGUUGGUCCCCGACGGAACCGAGCUCCCUGAAGGGGAAGGGAGAGUACAUGCUUCCAUUAGGUCAGAUUAUCUCGGGACAUAACGUGAGCUACCACAGCUAUGCUGAUGACACACAGCUGUAUUUAUCAAUAGCACCUGAUGACCCCAAAUCUCUUGAUUCGCUAACACAAUGUCUAACCUGUAUCUCAGAAUGGAUGAAUAGUAACUUUCUCAAAUUAAAUAAAGAAAAAACCGAAAUCUUAGUGAUUGGCAAUAAUGGAUACAAUGAGGCUAUUAGAAAUAAACUGGAUGCAUUAGGAUUAAAAGUCAAAUCGGAGGUAAAAAGCUUAGGGGUAACCGUUGAUUGUAAUCUGAAUUUUAAAUCGCAUAUUAAUAAAAUCACUAGGACAGCAUUUUUUCACCUAAGGAACAUAGCAAAAGUUAGACCUCUUAUAUCAUCGAAAGAUGCAGAGAAAUUAGUUCAUGCGUUUGUCUUUAGUCGGCUAGAUUACUGUAAUGCACUCCUCUCAGGACUACCCAAAAAAGACAUCAAUCGUUUGCAGUUAGUGCAGAAUGCAGCUGCUAGAAUCCUUACCAGGAAAAGAAAAUCCGAACACAUUUCUCCAGUUUUGAUGUCACUAUACUGGUUACCUGUGUCAUUCAGAAUUGACUUUAAAAUUCUGCUUAUGGUUUAUAAAGCUUUAAAUAAUCUCGCCCCGUCUUAUAUAUCGGAAUGUCUGACACCUUAUAUUCCAAAUCGCAACCUCAGAUCCUCAACUGAGUGUCUCCUUAGAAUUCCAAGAGCAAAACUUAAAAGAAGUGGUGAGGCGGCCUUCUGCUGUUAUGCACCUAAAAUCUGGAAUAGCCUGCCAGUAGGAAUUCGCCAGGCUAAUACAGUGGAGCACUUUAAAAAACUACUGAAAACACAUUACUUUAACAUGGCCUUCUCAUAACUUCACUGUAAUUUAAUCCUGACACUCUGUAUAUCCAAUUCAUUAUAAUAACUAUUCAUUCAAAAUUUGUACUAACCCCUACUCUCUCUUCUGUUUUCUUUUCCGGUGUCCU
Molecule: messenger RNA, 1528 nt
Organism: Erpetoichthys calabaricus (reedfish)
Lineage: Eukaryota; Metazoa; Chordata; Cladistia; Polypteriformes; Polypteridae
Exons: 4
Coding region: 1-1416 (471 amino acids)
Source: RefSeq, a predicted model, not a curated record